AUGGGGAUGGCCACAGUCACAGACCAAGGCGGCCAACUCAGAACCAGCCCCAGCCCCAGCAUUUCCUACAAUGCUACCUGGGAUAACACCUCAACAGUCAGCUCCAGCUCCAUGGAAGACAUCAUUGCCACAUGUACCAUUGGGACUAUCCUCUCUGUCAUGUGCAUUAUUGGAGUGACAGGCAAUAUAUAUACUUUGGUAGUGAUGCACCAUUAUCUGAGAUACUCCACUUCUAUGUACAUAUACAUAAUCAACCUUGCCCUUGCAGACCUCCUGUACCUUCUCACCAUCCCUUUUGUCGUUGGGACAUAUUUUGUUCAGGAAUGGUAUUUCGGGGACAUUGGAUGUCGGAUUCUUUUCAGUUUAGAUUUCCUGACAAUGCAUGCAAGCAUCUUCACUUUGAUGGUGAUGAGUACAGAGAGGUACCUUGCAGUGCUGAAGCCUCUGGACACUGUGAAAAGAUCUAAGAGCUAUCGGAAAGCCAUUGCCAUUGUCAUCUGGAUAGUAUCUCUGCUUCUCACUUUCCCUAUGCUUAUCAUGAUCCAGCUUGUACAAGGAAACAAGAAACUCUGCCUUCCUACCUGGAGCAAAUUGUCCUCCAAAAUCUAUAUCACCAUCCUCUUCUGCACCAGCAUUGUGGGUCCAGGGGUAAUAAUUGGGUACCUUUAUAUUAAACUGGCAAGAACUUACUGGGUGUCCCAAACAAUUUCUUUUAAACAGUCUAAACAGCUUCCCAACCAAAAGGUAUUAUAUUUAAUUUUUACUAUUGUGCUGGUCUUUUGGGCUUGCUUUUUGCCUUUCUGGAUAUGGCAACUCAUUUCUCAGUAUUGUGAACAUUUCCCAAUUUCCAAGAAGGCCUUAAGAAACAUCAACUAUCUAACCACAUGCCUGACUUACAGCAACAGCUGCAUCAAUCCUUUCCUCUAUACUUUGCUGACCAAAAACUACAAGGAGUAUUUAAGGAACAGGCAGCAUUCAUUUAACAGCAGUAAUGGCUAUUUUCAGAGGAGGAACAGGUUUCAGAGAAUUUCUGGGAGAUCAUUUUCCUCAUGCAGCCAGCACUAUACUGAGACAGUGGAGCUUUCUCCCAUCUCUUGA
Gekko japonicus is the source of this 1098-nucleotide messenger RNA. RefSeq names its product urotensin 2 receptor (gene UTS2R). Gene Ontology annotation, molecular function: urotensin II receptor activity. Bases 1 to 1098 code for a protein of 365 amino acids. The record is from RefSeq and is a predicted model, not a curated record. NCBI's taxonomy places the organism in Eukaryota, Metazoa, Chordata, Lepidosauria, Squamata, Gekkonidae. Gene Ontology annotation, biological process: blood vessel diameter maintenance; neuropeptide signaling pathway; regulation of blood pressure. The transcript has a single exon. Gene Ontology annotation, cellular component: membrane.